AUGUCCACCACUGUGAAAUUACUAGAAAUCGAGGACACGACCCCAAAUAGUCAGUAUGGAAUCGGCUUACGCAGUACUGCAAAUGCGUUCGUAGAAGCCCUAAAGGUAUUCGACGACGCUAAACGAGCCGAUCGCAAGGACUGGAAAGAGAAAGCAGAACAUAAAGGCGACAAAUGUUUCAACAAGCACUUUCCAAUUGGAAAAGUCUACUAUCUGAAGAAAUCGUUCAAUGCCGAUGCUGAGACGGUGUUCAGAUCACACUGGAACGAUGUAAGGCAAAAUUUUGCUAAGCUCUCUGAGCAACUUUUCAUGAUUUCUUUUAUUUUCUUACGCAGUUUGCUGUGUGUACAGUGGGGAUGUUCAUAUUGA
Cooperia oncophora is the source of this 369-nucleotide messenger RNA. The record is from the annotation of a GenBank genome assembly. NCBI's taxonomy places the organism in Eukaryota, Metazoa, Nematoda, Chromadorea, Rhabditida, Trichostrongylidae.